Molecule: messenger RNA, 1908 nt
Organism: Ylistrum balloti
Lineage: Eukaryota; Metazoa; Mollusca; Bivalvia; Pectinida; Pectinidae
Product: DNA topoisomerase 4 subunit A-like
Exons: 1
Coding region: 1-1908 (635 amino acids)
Biological process (GO): DNA topological change
Cellular component (GO): cytoplasm; DNA topoisomerase type II (double strand cut, ATP-hydrolyzing) complex
Molecular function (GO): DNA topoisomerase type II (double strand cut, ATP-hydrolyzing) activity; DNA binding; ATP binding
Source: RefSeq, a predicted model, not a curated record
AUGCCAUACGUAGAACAGAUACUGAAGAAAAAUUUUAUUGAAUACGCAUCAUAUGUUAUUAAAGAACGCUCCAUCCCCUUGUUGGACGAUGGGUGCAAACCAGUGCAACGAAGAAUACUACACACCCUGCUAUCGGUGGAUGAUGGAAGGUUCCAUAAGGUAGCUAAUAUAGUAGGAGAAUGCACAAAAUACCACCCUCAUGGUGAUGCUCCAAUAUUUGAAGCCCUUGUAAACCUUGCAAACAAGAACAUCUUUAUGGAUAUGCAAGGAAAUUUCGGCAACCCUUCUACGGGCGACCCAGCGUCUGCCGCUCGUUACAUUGAAUGUCGCAUAAAAAACUUAGGAAAGGAACUGCUCUACGCACCCCAGGUAACAGAAUACGUUGACUCCUACGACAGCAGAAACAGAGAGCCAGUUUCUUUUCCUGUAAAAAUUCCUCUCAUACUUAUUACUGGGGCAGAGGGAAUAGCUGUGGUUACCGCUACCACUAUGGUGCCCCAUAACUUCUGCGAGGUAGUACAGGCGUUAAUACUAGCCCUGCAAGACGCAAGCUAUACACUGUACCCCGAUUUUCCCAGUGCUGCCCUUAUUGAUGUUUCUGAAUAUAACGAUGGGCUUGGAAAAAUAAAAGUACGAGCAAAGCUGGACAGUUCCCACCCUAAGCAAAUAGUUAUUACCGAGCUUCCGUAUGGAAUUACCACUGAAAAAAUGAUACAUUCUAUAGAAAAUGCAGUAAAGAGCGGAAAAAUACCUGUUUCAUCUAUUAACGAUUAUACCUCAGAUAAAGUGGAGAUAGUGCUUACGCUUCCCAGGUCUGUCUAUGCAAAAGACAUAGAAGACUCUCUCUAUGCAUUUACAGAUUGCGAAAUAUCCAUUACCCUUAACCCCGUAGUAAUACAAAACUCAGUCCCAGAAAAACUAGGCACAAGCAGCAUCAUCGAGUACUUCAAAGAAAAGACACCAGAAAUACUAAAAAAAGAGCUUUAUGUAGAAAAAAAGAAGAAGGAAGAUAGUAUUCAUGUUCGCACAUUAGAACGUAUUUUUAUUGAAGAGCAGAUAUACAAGCAACUAGAAAGAUGUAAGACAAGCACAGAAAUAAAAAGCACCAUAGAAAGUGAGAUGCACAGACACAGCAAGGAAUUCUAUAAGGAAUACCAAGAAGCAGACACAGAGCAUCUACUCAAUAUGCCCAUACGAAGAAUAUCAGCAUACGAUGUGGAAAAGCACAAAAAAGACCUAGCGGUAUUAAAGAAGGACUUACAAAGCAUACGCUACAACAUUAAGCACGUACUACAAUACACCAUUCGCUACUUAGAAAGCUUACUUGCACGCUACAAGAGUCUUUUCCCAAGAAAAAGCACAAUACUUGCUUUCGAUACAGUACGCGAAAAAGACGUAAUGCAACGAAACCUACCAUUUCAUUAUGAUAAGAAAAGUGGCUACAUGGGCUACACGCUUACAAGCGGAAAAAAAGUAGCUACGGUUACUCAGUUAGAUAAGGUACUUUUAUUUAGAAACGAUGGAACAUGGACAAUAGUACAGGCAUGCAAAAAACAAUACGUUGGCGAUGUUUUACUUAUCGGCUUGCUGGAGAAAGAAAAACUUGAAAAGAGCAUUUUUACUGCUGUAUACAGCAUGCAAGUAGACACAAAAGAGCAUAGCUACAUAAAGCGCUUUAUGAUAAAGAAAUUCAUACCCAACAAAGUCUACACAUUUAUCCCUGAAAAAGCAACACUGCGUGCAUUUACAAGUCAAACAAAGGUAGCAUUGCAUAUAGAAUAUGCCCCUGCAAAAUUGAUAAAAAAACUACAGGAAGAUAUUGCUAUAGAUACUUACACAGUAAAGGGUAUACAAAGCAAGGGCGUUCGCAUUUCAACUAAGAAAAUCAAGAAGUGUACAAUAAAAUAG